AUGCCCGACGAGUACGGCGACGAGUCCGACUUGUUCGAGAUUGUUGAUCGCACUACUGCCGCGCCCAAACCUCGUCCGCCUCCACCUGCUCCUGCCUCGGACAAUGCCCGCAAGGUCGUCCAACCCACACCUCAAGCCCUACCUGCACGUAAAUCCGCUUCGUCCAUCCUUGUCUCUCCACGCCAGAAGGGAAACCCCAUCUUGAACAGCAUCAAGUCUCUGCCCUGGGAGUAUUCUGACAUCCCUGCCGACUUUGUUCUUGGUCAGACAACAUGUGCUCUCUUCCUGUCUCUCAAAUAUCAUCGCCUGCAUCCUGAAUACAUCUAUGCCCGCAUUCGCCAAUUGGGUCAAAAGUACCUCCUUCGCAUAGUCCUGGUCAUGGUAGACAUAGAGAACCAUCAAGAUCCCCUGAAAGAGCUGUCCAAGACAUCCCUCAUCAACAAUGUUACCCUGAUGCUUACCUGGAGCGCCAACGAGGCUGGCCGUUAUCUGGAGCUGUUCAAAUCAUGCGAGAAUGCUGCCCCGACUGGCAUCAAGGCCCAAAAAGCAGCCACCUUUGCCGACAACCUUGUCGAGUUCAUCACUGUUCCUCGCAGUAUCAACAAGACUGAUGCUGUCGGUAUCGUCUCUAACUUUGGAAGUGUGCGCACCUCAGUCAAUGCCCGCCCAGAGGACCUGUCCCACAUCGCUGGCUGGGGUGACAAGAAAGUCAAGGCUUGGUGUCAGUCUGUCCGUGAGCCUUUCCGUGUGACAAAGACCAAGCGUCGCAUGAAUCGAGAAGACUCGAGACCAACUCAAAACACUACUGAGCAAGACAGUCGCGUGGCUGCCAGACUCGGCAUUGGUACACAUACUUCGGUCGACAUUCCUGCUGGACCCAGCACUUCCGUCGGCACUUCCGACGCAGACAAGAGGCCCGAUGUUAGACUCGCCGACGAUUACGAGCCUGGCGUUGACGAGGAAGAGGCCAUGGCAGAAGCUNUUGCACUUCCACCUCAAACGUCUGUUACACCAAGAGCAGCAGUUCCCCCACCCGCCGACACGCUGCAGACCGAUGAAAACCUUAGCGAGGGCAUGAUGGCUGCGCUGGCCAGGCUAAGACAGACAUGA
This is a messenger RNA of Aureobasidium musti, 1110 nucleotides long. The record is from the annotation of a GenBank genome assembly. NCBI's taxonomy places the organism in Eukaryota, Fungi, Ascomycota, Dothideomycetes, Dothideales, Saccotheciaceae.